GUACGGGGGGGGAUGUGGUUGCGCGCACGUCAAUCCCUGAGGCGCUGGCAGUGCGGGCGCAGGGGGGGAGGGGAGGCUUUGAUCGAUCUCUCCCCGCGGGAGGGCUGGCGGUUGUCGGCUUUCACUGAGUCCACAGGAUGUCUGACAGCGAAGGUAGCAACUUCACUGAUGAUGAGAGUUCCCGCAGCAGUGAGGCGGAGGAGCAAGAGGAAAAUGAGGAGGAGGAAGAGCAGGCCAGUAGGGGUAGCGAGAAAGCCGAGGGAGAAGGGGAGAUAGAGGAAGAGGCUGAAGAAGCUGAUGAGGAGGAGGAAGAGGAGGAGGAAGAGGAAGAAGAGGAAGAGUAUGAUGAAGAAGAAGAUGACGACCGACCGAAGAAGAAACCACGACAUGGAGGAUUCAUCUUGGAUGAAGCUGAUGUGGACGAUGAAUAUGAGGAUGAAGAUCAGUGGGAGGAUGGAGCAGAGGAUAUCCUUGAGAAAGAAGAAAUUGAAGCCUCCAACAUUGACAACCUGGUUCUUGAUGAAGAUCACUCAGGAGCAAGAAGAUUGCUGAAUCACUGGAGAGACAAAAGAGAAGAGGAACUUGGUGAAUACUAUAUGAAUAAAUAUGCCAAGCCAACUGCAGGAGAUCAUUUCUAUGGAGCAUCAGACGAACUCUCAGAUGACAUCACGCAGCAGCAGUUACUGCCUGGUGUGAAGGAUCCUAAUUUGUGGACUGUGAAAUGUAAGAUUGGUGAAGAAAGGGCGACGGCUAUUUCACUGAUGAGGAAGUUUGUCGCUUAUCAGUUUACAGAUUCACCCAUCCAGAUCAAGUCUGUUGUUUCCCCUGAGCAUGUGAAGGGCUACAUUUAUGUUGAGGCUUACAAACAGACUCAUGUCAAGCAGGCCAUUGAGGGUGUGGGGAACCUCAGGAUAGGGUUCUGGAACCAGCAAAUGGUUCCCAUCAAGGAAAUGACAGACGUGCUGAAGGUGGUGAAGGAGGUGACCAACCUGAAACCCAAAUCCUGGGUUCGCCUAAAGAGAGGCCUUUACAAGGAUGACAUUGCACAGGUGGAUUAUGUUGAGCCAAGCCAGAACACCAUUUCUCUGAAACUGAUCCCAAGAAUUGAUUAUGAGCGAAUCAAAGCUCGAAUGAGUUUGAAAGACUGGUUUGCUAAAAGGAAGAGAUUCAAGAGGCCGCUUCAGCGAUUGUUUGACGCAGAAAAAAUCAGAUCACUGGGCGGUGACGUUACCACAGAUGGAGACUUCCUCAUAUUCGAGGGAAAUCGCUACAGCAGAAAAGGCUUCUUGUUCAAAAGUUUUGCCAUGUCUGCAGUUAUUACUGAAGGAGUAAAGCCUACACUUUCUGAGCUUGAAAAGUAUGAGGACCAGCCAGAGGGCAUUGACCUGGAGGUCGUGACUGAAUCAACAGGCAAAGAAAGAGAACACAACUUGCAACCCGGAGAUAAUGUGGAAGUUUGCGAGGGUGAAUUGAUAAACCUGCAGGGUAAAAUUUUGAGUGUGGAGGGCAACAAGAUCACAAUUCUGCCCAAACAUGAGGAUCUGAAGGAUCCUUUAGAGUUUCCAGCCCAUGAAUUGCGCAAAUACUUCAAAAUGGGAGACCAUGUGAAGGUGAUAGCAGGACGUUAUGAGGGAGAUACAGGGCUGAUUGUGCGAGUGGAAGAAAACUUUGUCAUUCUUUUCUCGGACCUAACAAUGCAUGAGCUGAAAGUGCUCCCAAGGGAUUUGCAGUUGUGCUCGGAAACUGCAUCUGGGGUUGAUGCAGGGGGCCAGCAUGAGUGGGGUGAACUGGUCCAACUUGAUCCACAGACAAUGGGAGUCAUUGUCCGGCUGGAGAGAGAGACAUUCCAGGUCCUUAAUAUGUACGGGAAGGUCAUUACUGUACGGCAUCAGGCAAUAACCCGGAAGAAGGACAAUCGCUUUGCUGUGGCCCUGGACUCUGAACAAAAUAACAUUCACGUGAAAGAUAUUGUCAAAGUCAUUGAUGGACCGCACUCGGGUCGUGAGGGUGAGAUUAGACACUUGUAUCGUGGCUUUGCAUUUCUACACUGUAAGAAGUUGGUGGAAAAUGGCGGUAUGUUCGUUUGCAAAACUCGACACUUGGUACUUGCUGGUGGUGCAAAGCCAAGGGACGUUACAAAUUUCACGGUGAGCGGUUUUGCCCCAAUGAGCCCCCGCAUCAGUAGUCCGAUGCACCCCAGUGGUGGAGCCCCUCGGAGCGGUGGGUUUGGGGGACAGGGUGGGAUGGGCCGUGGUCGAGGCCGCAGAGAUAACGAUCUGAUUGGACAGACAGUUCGCAUUUCACAAGGACCAUAUAAAGGUUACAUUGGCGUAGUAAAGGAUGCGACAGAAUCCACAGCUCGGGUUGAGCUUCAUUCCACCUGUCAGACCAUUUCUGUUGAUCGCCAGCGCCUCACUACAGUGGACUCAAAGAAGAAGGGUGGCUUGACAUCUGCUUACAGUCGUACCCCAAUGUAUGGUUCCCAAACCCCGAUGUAUGGCUCAGGGUCUCGGACACCCAUGUAUGGCUCGCAGACACCUUUACACGAUGGAAGUCGAACUCCUCAUUAUGGCUCCCAAACACCAGUUCACGAUGGGAGCAGGACACCAGGGCAAAGCGGUGCUUGGGAUCCUAAUAAUCCCAACACACCAUCCAGGAAUGAUGAUGAGUAUGAUUUCCCUUACGAUGAUGAGCCCACCCCAUCUCCACAGGCGUAUGGUGGAACACCCAACCCACAGACUCCAGGCUACACGGAUGUACCAUCUCCGCAGGUUAACCCUCAAUAUAACCCUCAAACACCUGGAACACCAGCAAUGUACAACACUGACCAGUUUUCUCCAUAUGCAGCUCCAUCCCCCCAAGGAUCUUACCAGCCCAGUCCCAGUCCACAGAGCUAUCACCAGGUCGCACCAAGUCCUGUGGGCUACCAGAAUACUCACUCGCCUGCCAGCUAUCACCCGACACCUUCACCCAUGGCAUAUCAGGCAAGCCCAAGCCCAAGCCCUGUCGGUUAUAGCCCAAUGACCCCUGGGGCCCCAUCUCCUGGCGCAUACAAUCCUCACACACCAGGCUCCAGCAUUGACCAGGGUUCCAACGACUGGGUAACGACAGACAUCAUGGUUAAAGUGCGUGACACCUAUCUGGAUGCGCAAAUCAUAGGGCAGACUGGAGUGAUCCGCAGUGUGUCGGGUGGCCUGUGUUCUGUCUAUCUGUCCGACACUGACAAAGUGGUCAGCAUCUCAAGUGAGCACCUUGAACCCGUCACCCCUGUGAAAAACGAUAAGGUCAAGGUGAUUCUGGGUGAAGAUAGGGAAGCCACAGGUAUGCUACUAAGUAUUGAUGGCGAGGAUGGAAUUGUUCGAAUGGAAUUGGAUGACCAACUGAAGAUUCUCAACCUGAGGUUUCUUGGGAUCCUCAGUGAAGAAGGAGCAUUGAGUGCAGCGUCAUCUGGCAAAGAUGUAUAUAGUCGAAAGUAAAACUCUUUCCUGUGGACUUUUUGUGUUUGGAUUUUUAGGUUUUUCCCUCUUCUCCCUUGUGUUCUUGCUUUGGUAAUGUCUUGCUUAUUGUGGCCAGAUGUUAGCAGUGGUUCAUUCAAAAGACCGGAAACAGCAGCAACCAGCCAUGUGAGCGAAUGGAUGAAUGCAGUUUAGUUUGACGGCAAAAAGCAAUGAUGGCUGAAUUUUCUUUUUUAAGAACAUGUUGGAGACGUGGAAUGGGUUAUUGAUGUAUUUUGUUUUUUUUUUAAGCAUAACACAAUGAUUUGUGUGUGAAUAGCUAACUGAGUCUUUACGCGUGAGGCUUGGAGUGAAAGUGAAUACUUUUUGUAGCGAUCGAAUAGUGCUCCUUCGGGACAAUACUGAAGGCUAUUUUUGUAAUAAUUAGGAGCAUUUGUACAGGUGUGAGAAGUCACAUGAAGGAAUAGACAGUUUUGACAAAAAAUAACUGCAACUAUUUUUUAACAAGCUAAUUAAAAAGAGGUCCACUGUGUAAAUUUCUAUUAUUGAAAGCUUUUUACUUUGGUGCUUGUUUUGAAAGCAUUUGUAGGAUACUUUGAAAUUAACUUAAUACAGGAUAUUCCAUUUCCAAGUUUCAAGGGUAAAUCUCGAAAGGUUUGGAAUAACGUUAGGGCUAAUGGUAUUAGUUUGUUCCUCAUGGUCCAGUCCCUUGACGUGCUGCUUCUUCUUCUAGAUCCCUUCUGCUUGCAUUUAGGUUCAGUCAACAUGUCCAGUUUCAAAGAUUACAUAAAGGGCAGCCCAGAAUAUAUUUAGGCAUAGUGAGGCACUGAAUAAUCUACCGAAUGAGAAUUGGACUUUUAAACUAACUUGAAACCGAGAGUGUAUAUCAAUUUGAUUUAAAUCCUCUGCUUUUCAGACUCUAGGGAAUCAAAGGGAAAGAACAUGGAGAUGCUCUGUUUUUCUCUGGAUACGCUGGAGAUUUGCAGCAGGUUAUGAGUGAAUGAUGAGCAGUGUGAGUGAUUGGAAACUAUGCUCCCUGUGUCAUGCACUGGAUGUUUUUUUUCCCCCGCAAACAUUAAAAAGUAGAGAUGGGCAUUGCUUUCGAGAUUUUGUUCCUGAUGCUGGUGUGGCAUUUGCAGAUGGGAGAAGUUUUGCACAGGCACCCAUUAUCUUACACAAAAUGGCAAAGGUGUAUGUGAACAAGAAUUUUUUUCCCAAUAAGCUGUGUAUCUGUAUGGUGUUUUCCUCUCCCUGAAUGGUGGGCGGCAAGUGCCUGUGCCCCAUGUUUGCUCUUUUGCACAUCCUCCCUCAGCUUAGGCUGAGGAACUGAUUGUCACCAUCUGCUUUGUGUAAAACACUAGCACAGUUUCUGAGCUGACGUAGCCUGCAUUAGUUGUCCCCAUUUCUCCUAUAUCUUAAGGCUGACUACAUGUGGAAUCCUGCUCAAGGUUUAGCCAGAGUAACGAGUGAGAGUUGUGAUGGUGCUUUCACCAUGGUACUCUUGGGUUACCAGACUCUCGGUGUAUGUUUUCAUCUGUUGCAAGCCCAGCAAUGCAGUAGAAAAUGUCUGAGGUCCAAACAUAGCUUUGAAGUGUUUAAGUUAAAAUGUUAAAAGUUGAAACGCGAUGGCAUGUCAGCUUUGCUAAUGGAGUGGGAUGGUUUGGAUUCCUGAGCUUGGCUGCAUCACCGAGACAAUGAGCAGAGUCGAAAUCUUAGAGGGAAAUUAUUGCUGGGCUCCUCUUUCAUCUCCAGAGCUGCCCAAAACAUAACUGACACGUGGACCAGUUGUAGUAUGUACUCAGGGGAAUGGAGGAUAACAUAGGAGUCUUGCUCUCAAAUUGGAAAAGCUGUGCACAGAUUUUGAAUGCGGACGCAACCUAAUAAAGCGUCUGAAGCUGCAAAAAAAGAGAAUUUGACUGACUAGUUUCACAAAAGCACUGAAUCUGCUUAAGAUUUCUCAAUCAACUAUGCUCUUCAAGUUUCUGGCGCUCUGAUUCACUGUUUAGGAACAUGCUGCAUGUUCAUUCCCCACAUUGCCAAUUGGAAGAAUCUCCUGCAUGUCCAAUGUCAGUCAACCAAUUAGUAUGAUAUAUUCGAUAAGUAUAUGGUUAAAAAACAAAAGAAAUCUUAGAAAUUGGGGUAGAUGUUUUCCUUCUUGGACUGGUGUGUUAGUUUGGAACACACUUGUGAAAUUGGAUAAGCUGCAAAUGCUCAGUCCUAUUCUAUUCAACAAAGAGAGAACGUUCAGGAUAUUGUUAUUUUACAAUGGCCACUGCUAAGGAUCUGUUUCUGCUCAACUUGUUUGCUCAAUGUCUCCUCCUGAUGUAAAGUGUAUUUCUGUGGUUUGGAAAUACCACUGUAUGGCCAAUAUUUGAGCUUGUAAACCCAUUUUUGUUCUGAAUGGAGUCAAUAAAAAAGACUUGCAUAUCUUAAAAA
Messenger RNA from Carcharodon carcharias (great white shark), 5891 nucleotides. RefSeq names its product SPT5 homolog, DSIF elongation factor subunit (gene supt5h). Gene Ontology annotation, biological process: transcription elongation-coupled chromatin remodeling; regulation of DNA-templated transcription elongation; regulation of transcription by RNA polymerase II. The record is from RefSeq and is a predicted model, not a curated record. Gene Ontology annotation, cellular component: DSIF complex. Lineage: Eukaryota; Metazoa; Chordata; Chondrichthyes; Lamniformes; Lamnidae. The transcript has 30 exons. The coding region runs from base 138 to 3476 and encodes 1112 amino acids. Gene Ontology annotation, molecular function: mRNA binding; protein binding.